This is a messenger RNA of Acanthocheilonema viteae, 1740 nucleotides long. The record is from the annotation of a GenBank genome assembly. Lineage: Eukaryota; Metazoa; Nematoda; Chromadorea; Rhabditida; Onchocercidae.
AUGCCGCAUCGUUGUACAUCAGUGGGUCAAUUGAAGCAUCGAAUUUUUCGGAAGAAGAGCGCUAGUUUUACAAAAAUUGAACUUGAUGGCGAAAAAAAUGAUGAAGAGAUAGACGGUAGUGACGCGAAAAAUGCAGCAUCAGGUUCGAAAACAUGGACGAACGCAAUGGGACGUUCGCUGCGACGAAGAUUGAGUGCUUUUCGGAAAGACACCAGUGAUAAUGAAAGUUCCGUUGUUUCGAAGUCAAUACCGGAGCGGGUCAAUGUUAUCCAGCUUCGGAAUUCUUCAUCACACCGGAACACACCUUCAAAUACUGUAAGAUUUGGUGCAACACGUCGAGAUACUAGCGCUUUAUCGAUGGUUGGUAAUUCGCAACACAAUUUAAAUAUGAAGACUGAUCCGGAUUCGAACUUGAAUUAUGUUCACCUGAUGCAGUUUAAUGCAUGCUAUGAAGCAAUGCCAACCAGCUCAAAAAUGGUUGUUUUUGAUACGAAGUUACAGCUCAAGAAAGCAUUUAAUGGACUUAUUUAUCAGAAUACACGGCAUGUAUUGCUCUCUGAUUCAGCUAAGAAUAAUGCAAUUGUUGGCAUAUUGUCUGUAACAGAUUUUAUCCGAGUCCUUUUAUUAUUACACAAAAUGAAAAAAGAAAGGGAGCAAAGAGGAACUGUGUGCGAAGAGGAGAAAACUUCUCCGAUGAGUAAGACAAAUGUAGAUAGAAAUAUCAAUAUAGAAUUAAAUAAUGAUCUAAAGCAUUUGGAAAUAUCUAAUCUGGAGAAGCAACAAAUUAACAUUUCGGAUGAUGAAUGUCAGGAUGGAAAUAAAGUAAAAGGGGUAGGGGAUGCUAUAAUGAGUGCACCGUACGAGGAUAUCGGAACUCUUACUAUCUCUGAAUAUCGAGAUUUGGUAUGCCGUGAGGGAAAAUUAAUGGAUCUUGUAUCAAUAACUGCAGAAGAAAGUUUACUGAAAGCGGUUUUUUUACUCAGCAAACAACAUAUACAUCGUUUGCCAGUGUUGGAUCCGAAUGAUGGAAGUCCAUUGUUUAUUUUGACCCACAGGCGGAUUCUCAAAUUUUUAUGGCUUUUCGGUCAGUCACUUUAUGUUCCCGGUUAUCAUAAUAAAACUUGUAAAGAACUCGGUGUUGGUACGUAUGAUGGCAUACGUGUGGUCUAUCCGGAUACAUCCUUAAUUUUAUGUCUUGAUAUACUACUAAAUAAGGGUGUCAGUGGCGUUCCAGUUGUGGAGCGUGAUACAUUCCGAGUUGUAGAUAUGUAUUCACGAUUCGAUGCAAUUGGUGUGGCGGUAGAGGAUAAAAUUGAUGAACUUGAUGUCACUGUACAAGAAGCACUAGCAUUCCGGAAUACUUUCAGGCUUGAAAAAGAUCGUGUCGUUUCAAUAUCAGUAGAAGAUUCAUUCUGGACAGCGAUUACGGUGCUUGUUGAAAGAAAUGUUCACCGACUUUGUGUUUUAAAAGCUGGUGGCGCAAUUGAGGGCUUGAUUUCUUUAUCUGAUAUAAUGAACUUUUUGAUUACUAACGUAACCGAAUUGCCAGCGGAAAAUCUGCACCAUUCUCGUUUUAGUCAGCAUUCGCGGCACAGCUCAUUGGGCGUACUUCCAGAAGGACUCGAAUCGACAAAUGAUCUUUCGGAGGCGAGAACGGAUGGUGAAACUGAAGAUUUAUUGGAAGCACAACAUGAUGUCGGCAAACUUAAUCAACAGUUUAGCACAGUUUCGAUUACCUGA